CCAGCCCUGUGAACCUGACAGUGGAAAGACAGGCAAGCGGGAUGGCACUGCGGUUUGAGGCAUCUUGCCCAGAGGGGAUCUGUCCAGGCUGGAGUGUGACAGUGAAAGGUGAAACAACCUCCAGCACCAGCAUGUUUGAAAUUAAUUUCCUCUGUGAUCCAGGGGACCGUAUCGCUUUCCACUUGAAUCCCCGCUUCGCCGACUCCAAGAUCUUCUGCAACUCCUUCCUAGCCAGCCACUGGGGGAAGGAAGAAGUGACGGAUACCUUCCCCCUAGCAGCAAAAGAGCCAUUCCAGAUUGAAAUCUACUCUGACCAAGACUACUUCCAUGUUUUCAUUGAUGAAAACAAGAUCCUCCAGUUCAAGCAUCGGCAGAAACAACUCUCGUCUAUCACCAAGCUGCAGAUUCUCAAUGACAUAACAAUUUCUGCAGUGGAAAUCACCAAACGAGCCCUUUAUUAGAGACCGAAGCUAGGACAGACUCACCUAUCUGCUCACCAUUAAGUGCCCUGCUCUACUAGAUAGCCUCUCCCCUUCCUC
This is a messenger RNA of Alligator sinensis (Chinese alligator), 539 nucleotides long. RefSeq names its product galectin-related inter-fiber protein (gene GRIFIN). The record is from RefSeq and is a predicted model, not a curated record. Gene Ontology annotation, molecular function: carbohydrate binding. Lineage: Eukaryota; Metazoa; Chordata; Crocodylia; Alligatoridae. Bases 42 to 461 code for a protein of 139 amino acids. The transcript is spliced from 4 exons.